AUGGAGUUUUCAAGCGGUAGACUCCUGGGUUCCUUGACCUUCCUUGCUCUGGUUUUGACGGUGGUUCUUGCAGACCCUUUAGUUCCAGCUCUUAUCAUCUUUGGGGACUCUGUAGUCGAUGUAGGAAACAACAACAAUCUCAGCACAGUCAUCAAGGCUAACUUCCCUCCUUACGGAAGAGACUUUGUGAAUCACAAACCAACUGGAAGAUUCUGUAAUGGAAAGCUUGCCACCGAUUUCACUGCUGAAUAUCUGGGAUUUACAAAAUAUCCACCGGCUUACCUGAGCCAAGAAGCAAGCGGGAAGAACCUCUUGACUGGAGUUAACUUUGCCUCAGCUGCUUCUGGAUUUUAUGACCCAACCGCCCAGUUAUAUAAUUCGAUUUCACUGACCCAGCAACUGAACAACUACAAGGCAUAUCAAAGCAAAGUUGUGAAUCUGGUAGGACAAACCAAGGCCAAUGCAAUAUUCUCUGGAGGCAUCCACCUUCUAAGUGCAGGGAGCAGUGAUUUCAUUCAGAACUACUACAUCACUCCCCUAGCUACGAUCUACACGCCUGAUCAAUUCUCAGACAUUCUCAUUAGAUCUUACUCUACAUUCAUUCAGAAUUUGUAUGGGUUGGGAGCAAGAAGGAUUGGAGUGACAAGCUUACCGCCGACCGGGUGUUUGCCCGCAGCAAUCACCCUUUUUGGCUUAGGAAGCAACAAUUGUGUCACUAGAUUAAACGGAGAUGCCAUUUCAUUCAACAAGAAGCUUACGAGCACAUCUCAAAGUUUGCAGACAAGACUUCCCGACCUCAGGCUUGUGGUCUUUGACAUCUUCCAGCCUCUCCUGGAUAUGGUCACAAAGCCUAGUGACAAUGGGUUCAUGGAGUCGAGAAGAGCUUGUUGUGGAACUGGAACAUUAGAAACCUCUGUUCUUUGCAACGCAAGAUCUAUAGGAACAUGUAACAAUGUGACUGGGUAUGUGUUUUGGGAUGGAUUCCAUCCCUCUGAAGCUGCUAACGAGGUCUUGGCUGGUGAUCUACUUCAGCAAGGUUUCCCUCUCAUCAUAUAUGUUACGCUCGUUAUGUGUAUGGCGAUCUCCGAAGAAAUCUUAGAACCCGUCCUCGAUAUUAAAGAUCCCAAGCUCGAGGUUGUCUCAGCUGUCAUGUCAGAACUGAAAGUCACCGGCACCAACUUAACUGCGACAUGGAACAUGACCCUCUUGGUUACAAAUCGCAGCCACAAACUCGGCAUGAACUUUGACAUCCAAGCCUUCGUCUACUGCGGCCCAAAAGAUUACUACAUGUUAACCAUGUUAUUCAAGACCAUCGGAGUUCGGAGCAAGGAUAUCGGGUCUGCAGGUGGCUGA
Molecule: messenger RNA, 1353 nt
Organism: Argentina anserina (silverweed cinquefoil)
Lineage: Eukaryota; Viridiplantae; Streptophyta; Magnoliopsida; Rosales; Rosaceae
Product: GDSL esterase/lipase At5g03810-like
Exons: 6
Coding region: 1-1353 (450 amino acids)
Molecular function (GO): hydrolase activity, acting on ester bonds
Source: RefSeq, a predicted model, not a curated record